This is a messenger RNA of Zingiber officinale, 648 nucleotides long. RefSeq names its product protein DMP6-like. The transcript has a single exon. NCBI's taxonomy places the organism in Eukaryota, Viridiplantae, Streptophyta, Magnoliopsida, Zingiberales, Zingiberaceae. Bases 1 to 648 code for a protein of 215 amino acids. The record is from RefSeq and is a predicted model, not a curated record. Gene Ontology annotation, biological process: endomembrane system organization.
AUGGCAACUAAUCAACUGCUCAUCGCCGGCGCUGGCGAUCAGAGGAGCCCUCUCUUGUCCAACGCCGGAGGGGAGGAGGACCACAGCCACAAGGCGGAGGCGGUGCCGUCGCGUACUCUGCUUCAGGUGGUCUACAAGAGCACUGCCGACCUUGCCAAUUACCUCCCCACCGGCACCACCCUCGCCUUCCAUGUUCUCGCCCCCGUCCUCACUGACGGCGGCCGAUGCGCCGCCACAGCCAACCGGGCCAUGACCUCUGCACUGCUCCUAGUCUGCUGCCUCUCCUCGAUCGUCCUCACCCUCACCGACAGCUUCACCGACGCCACAACCGGCCGCGUCCGCUACGGCCUCGCCACCCGGCGUGGCCUCCUUGUCAUCGACGGUCUGCCGCCUCCGGCGCCGGCUGUCGCGGCAGAGUACAGGCUGAUGCCGGUCGACUUGCUGCACGCGCUCAUGACACUGCUAGUGUUCGUGGCCGUGGCGCUGGCGAACCGCAACGUGGUGUCGUGCUUCUACCCGAUCGAGUCGCCCAACGUGGCGCAGGUGGUGGCGGCUGCGCCGGUCGUCGUCGGCCUCGUUGUAAGCGCCGUCUUCGUGGCUUUCCCGUCGACUCGCCACGGCAUCGGAUUUCCAGUGACGCCCAAAUGA